AUGUCCUCUCUCGAUCAAUGCUCAACAUCAACAGCGUCUAUACGAUCACCUGAAGAUGAGAUUAUUUUGGAAAAAUCAGCAAAGCUCAAGCAAUGGGUCAAAAAUCGUAUGAAAGAACUUGAAGAUCAAAACGAACGUCUUCGUCUGCAGAAUUUGAGAUGUACAACACAGCUUCAGAUGCUUAGAAGUUACAGUGAAAAAAGUCGUCAACUGAAGGAAGAUAUGAUGAGCAGAAGCAUAACCGGUACUCUACCCGUAAUGCCUGAUUCAGAGAAUCGAACAUCUGAUGACAGUGGGCUUACAAGUGACGACACAUCAGAUAGGCGUCAGAUGAGUACUUCCAUGGCUGGUGAUAUGACUCCUCGCAGUACGAGAAAGCCUAUUCGAUUACGGAAGGAAUCGACAAGUGCCGAAAAUGCGGACAAAGGAUCGUCUACAAGCGACUCCUCUCCUUGGGAAGAACGAGCUAAACCUAUUCCAACACCAAGAAAGACAGCCAGUAAUUGUAAUAAUAAUAAUAUAAAUAAUAAUUUGUUGGAACGUGAUAGUUUGAACUCGUAUGCAGAUGACUACGAAUUUGAUGUUGAAGAUGAAAUUUUCGACGAAAUCGAAUCGCCAAAAGAUCGGGAUGGUAACAAAUUCGCCGACUAUGUGAAUCUGGCAGACUUCGUAGCAAUUAGAGAUGAUAAAAACCUAUAUAGUGACAUCAUAAAGCCUACAAAUCCUAUAGAUCGACCACAAUUACCCGAGCAUCGUCCAAGACAAUGGGAAGCUAAGUUAUUACAAGCAGCUGAGAAAUGCCUAUCAAUCACUGAAUGUGCGUUGUCCGAAGGAACUUCCAGUGCUUCACCUUAUCAUGUAUCGCGGCUAUCAAACGUUCGAACGGAUUCUCCGGCAUCUCGAUGUUCCGGGAGUAAAGUAUCCGCAACAUCGUCUCCUAGAGUGUUAUCUUUCCAAACCAGUUCUCCUCAAACUCCGGAAAGUCAUUAUGCUGUUAGAGAUAUCAUUAAUAAUGGAGAAGGCGAUUACUACUUACCUCCGGACGCAGCAAGAUUAAGUGGAGACAUACGAACAAGCUUGAUACCCUCUCUAGAUGCUGUUGAGAAAAGCGGCUUCUGGAGUCUCAUGUCAGAUACUCGGCUGAAAUCGUUGAAGAGACGAUUCGUUGUAUUGAAAAAUAAUCAAUUAAGCUUCUACAGAAAGAGUGCAUCUCGUGAAGAAGAACCUUUGAUGCGAAUUCAAAUCUCGGAUGUGAAAUCUGUAACGAAAAUCCAACAACAGGGAUGCUCCUAUGCUUUUCAAAUUAUAACAAGUAGUGGAAAACAUACAUACAUGACUGAAAAUGAGAGAACUACACAAGAAUGGGUUGCUGUUUUAUCUGCAGCUGUGAAAGGAGCUACUUUACGAGAUUUGGCCAGUCGUUGUGCUCCUUUGGAUGCUUCAAUCAGUGGAAUAGUAACGAGAGUGCGUUGUGGACACUCUCGGAGAGUUUACGCAGCUCUCGUUAACCACAAGUUGAUGUUUUUCAAGAAUCCGGAUGACAACGUACCAUCAGCUUUUUUGUACUUGCAAGGCGCCAGAGUGUCUGAUAAGCUUCGAGCCUCUUCCGAUGAUUACAGCGGAAGUAGUGAUGAGCAGCAAUUAGACGACCCCACUCCAUCCGUUGUACAAAACAAAAAAGAAACGUACUGUAUAUGUAUUGAGAUCGCCAAUGAAGAUCCGGUGUAUUUGAUUCUGAAAGCUGCGGAAGAGAAAGAAAAAUGGCUAUACUUCCUACGAUCGGCAGCUGGAGAUGCUUCUCUUUUCGGAACUCCGUUUGAAAUUUUGGUUCAAAGAAUGCUCUCUGAAGGGGCUGAUCCGGACUCUCCAUUAUGGAAGGACAUACUUCUCGCAUCUUGUGAUGAUAACCCGAAAGAUCCGUUGACCACAGUAGAGGAACCUGAAAAGAAGAAGACGUUGGAGAUCUCUAAAGCAUGCCUCCUUUUCGUGUCGGUUUUAAUGCGACCGACAGCCGUGCAGUAUCACAUUGAUCUUGCUCAGAAUAUUCUUUCAACGACAAUUCAGCACGAUUUUUUGAAAAACGAAUUCUAUGCUCAACUCAUUCGGUUAACUAGUUGUUCCAUGCCAUACGGCUUACAAGGAUGGAAACUAAUGGCUUUGGCGUUAUCUCUCUUCUUACCUAAGCAGUAUGCUUUGCUUUGGUUAUUGAAGAAACAUAUAUCAAGAUGGAUGAUUAAAAACACCGACGAGGGGAGCAUGGCUGGUUAUUGUAAGGCAGCUUUGGAUAGAUGUUUGAGAAUGGGGGUUCGAACAGAGGGACCAAGCAAAAUGGAAGUGACCUCGGUUUUGACUCGUGAUCCAACAACAACAAAGUUCCCUCAUUCUAUAUCAGUACGCUUACCCAACCAUCAGUAUCAGGUUGUUGAGUUUGACGGUUCUACCGAAAUAGGACAAUGUCUUUCUUCUCUAUGUUUGAAACUUGGAAUGAGACCAGCGUUGUUGUCAGGAUAUGCGCUUUACAUAGAUGAUCCUACUACAAAAGGCUUACAGCUGUUGAAGGGGAAACAAAAAGUUUGCGAUGCGCUAAGCGUAUGGGAACAAAGACAUAGAGAUGUUUUACGAGGACGUAUUGCUACUGAUUGUGCUGCAACACUCUGCCUUCGUCAAAGACAUUAUUGGAACCAUCUUGUUUCAACAGAGACACCCAUCGAACGAUCCUUCCUGGUUUGGAGAAUGGCUGACGAGCUCGUUGCUGGUAAAAUGCCUCUUAGUAACCAGUUAGCUGAUCAGUUAGCUGCUUUAUAUGCUCAGUUAUCUUUUGGUGACUGUUCUGAAGUUUUAACGGAUGAACAAUUUAGUUUCAUAACAACAAACUUCUAUCCUGGAAAGAUGUUAGAUGUUGCUUGUAUCAAAUCGCUUCGAGCUUCAAUACUUGCGAACUGGAGGGAAUACAUUGGAAUGACUGAAGCUGAAUCUAUACGGGUCAUUUUACAGGUUAUGAGAAAGUGGCCUCUGUUUGGUAGCGAUAUAUAUAGCGCUGGAAUGAGAACAUGUAAUGAUAAGAAGAUAUUCCUAGCUCUUUCUGAUACAGCUAUUCAUAUUAUUGACCAAAGGCAUUUUGAUGUCAUUCGGUCAAUCGCUUACCAUCGUUUAACAUCUUUCGGAGCUUUCCAUAACGAUUUCAUGCUCAUGAUCGAUCGUCUCUUACCUGCAGAUUCACAUCCUGAAGAAACACCAAAAGAAAGAAUUACGUUUAGUAUGGAUAAAUGCUUUAUUGAUACGCUCACUCUACACUUAGCUGAAUAUAUAAGAUGUCAAAAAUUGGUUUGGAAAGUUUCAAAAUGA
Messenger RNA from Auanema sp. JU1783, 3345 nucleotides. Lineage: Eukaryota; Metazoa; Nematoda; Chromadorea; Rhabditida; Rhabditidae. The record is from the annotation of a GenBank genome assembly.